AAACAUUGGCCUCGAUCCACGCAUCCAUGUCUUGAUGACUGGCAAGCCCCAAUAGAGAUCCUCAAUGGCUCAAGGGGAGGAACAAGUCAGUGUCGCGUCACCAGUCCUGGGAACUUCACGUGUCUCGAGACCUACCCGACGGUCCCCAACACCUUCCGAUCCACUAUGCCUUCAAACGAUCCAGCCAGUUGCAUGUUAUGAUCCGGUGACGCCUAUUCUGCAGACAUACAAGACGAUGGCGCUCGGCAUGAAGUGUACUCUGGCCCCCACGGAAUUUGGAGAACAGCAACCAUUGCUUUGGACUGCUCGCCCGCAGACUACUUGGAGCGGAAAAUCCAACUAGGGGUUAGCAGCUCAUGUCCCGGAACUCUCAACACCGGUGGAGCUGUUGGGCUAGUCAUCACUUUCUUCUCUUAUGCAGAGGGGCCCGACCUAGACUUGGGAAUAAAGGCUUCCUUGUGUUUUCGGGCAUCCGCGGAUAUCAGCCGGAGGAAGGGGCCACAUAUUGGUGGUGAAUGUCCCGGCACGGCCCGAGUAAGUGGACCUCCUCUCACGCAAUAGAGCCGACAAGCCC
Molecule: messenger RNA, 574 nt
Organism: Neurospora crassa OR74A
Lineage: Eukaryota; Fungi; Ascomycota; Sordariomycetes; Sordariales; Sordariaceae
Exons: 3
Coding region: 65-343 (92 amino acids)
Source: RefSeq, a predicted model, not a curated record